Molecule: messenger RNA, 4981 nt
Organism: Phycodurus eques (leafy seadragon)
Lineage: Eukaryota; Metazoa; Chordata; Actinopteri; Syngnathiformes; Syngnathidae
Product: AP-2 complex subunit alpha-2-like
Exons: 23
Coding region: 261-3164 (967 amino acids)
Biological process (GO): intracellular protein transport; clathrin-dependent endocytosis
Cellular component (GO): AP-1 adaptor complex; Golgi apparatus; membrane coat
Molecular function (GO): clathrin-cargo adaptor activity
Source: RefSeq, a predicted model, not a curated record
UCGCGGCCCGAGUGAGGGCGCGUGUGUCUCGGUACGGAUCGCGGCCCGAGUGAGGGCGCGUGUGUCUCGGUACGGAUCGCGGCCCCGUCUGCUUCCUGUCUGUCUCGAUCGUUGCUGGGACGCUCAAGCCGCCCGCUGUCGCUUGCUGGCCGGCCAAAAUACAGCGCGGAACGCCGGCGUCUCCUGCCUGCCCGCCUGGCCGCUGGGAACGAGUGUGGACGAGGGGCCGGAACGUGUGACCUUAGCGGGGCGACGACGGCAUGCCGGCGGUGUCGAAAGGGGACGGAAUGCGCGGCCUGGCCGUCUUCAUCUCCGACAUCAGGAACUGUAAAAGUAAAGAGGCGGAGAUCAAGAGGAUCAACAAGGAACUGGCCAACAUCCGAUCAAAAUUUAAAGGCGACAAGGCUCUCGACGGCUACAGCAAGAAAAAGUAUGUGUGCAAGCUGCUCUUCAUCUUCCUUCUGGGCCACGAUAUCGACUUUGGGCACAUGGAGGCCGUCAACCUGCUCAGCUCCAACAAGUACACGGAGAAACAAAUUGGUUACCUGUUCAUCUCGGUGCUGGUCAACUCCAACAGCGACCUGAUCCGCCUCAUCAACAACGCCAUCAAGAACGACCUGAGCAGCCGCAACCCCACCUUCAUGAACCUGGCGCUUCACUGCAUCGCCAACGUGGGCAGCCGCGAGAUGGCCGAGGCCUUCGCCACCGACAUCCCCCGCAUCCUCGUGGCCGGGGACACCAUGGACAGCGUGAAGCAGAGUGCGGCGCUUUGCCUCCUGCGCCUGAACAGGACGUCACCUGACCUGGUGUGCAUGGGCGAGUGGACGUCCAGGGUGGUCCACCUGCUCAACGACCAGCACCUGGGUGUCGUGACAGCAGCCACCAGCCUCAUCAGCAGGCUGGCCCAAAAGAGUCCGGACGAGUUCAAAACGUCCGUGUCGCUGGCGGUGGCCCGACUCAGCAGGAUUGUGACGUCGGCGUCCAUCGACCUUCAGGACUACACGUACUACUUUGUGGCGGCGCCGUGGCUCUCCGUUAAACUGCUGAGACUGCUGCAGUGCUACCCUCCGCCUGAGGACACGGCGCUGCGAAGUCGCUUGACAGAAUGUGUGGAGACCAUCUUGAACAAAGCCCAGGACCCUCCCAAGUCCAAGAAGGUUCAGCACUCCAACGCCAAGAACGCCGUUCUCUUUGAAGCCAUUUCGCUCAUCAUCCACCAUGACAGCGAGCCCACGCUGCUGGUGCGAGCGUGCAACCAGCUGGGUCAGUUCCUGCAGCACCGUGAGACCAACCUGCGCUACUUGGCCUUGGAGAGCAUGUGCACCCUGGCCAGCUCCGAGUUCUCCCACGAGGCCGUCAAGACGCACAUCGACACCGUCAUUAACGCGCUCAAGACGGAGCGAGACGUGAGCGUUCGCCAGCGUGCGGUGGACCUCCUCUACGCCAUGUGCGACCGCAGCAACGCCAAGCAGAUCGUGGCGGAGAUGCUGAGCUACCUGGAGAACGCCGACUACUCCAUCCGGGAGGAGAUAGUGCUCAAGGUGGCCAUCCUGGCCGAGAAGUACGCGGUGGACUACACCUGGUACGUGGACACCAUCCUCAACCUCAUCCGCCUCGCCGGGGACCACGUGAGCGAGGAGGUGUGGUAUCGCGUCAUCCAGAUCGUCAUCAACAGAGACGACGUGCAGGGCUACGCCGCCAAGACCGUCUUUGAGGCUCUUCAGGCGCCCGCCUGCCACGAGAACCUGGUCAAAGUGGGAGGCUACAUCCUGGGGGAGUUUGGCAACCUGAUUGCUGGAGAUCCGCGCUCCAGCCCGCUGGUCCAGUUCAACCUGCUGCACUCGAAGUUCCACCUGUGCUCGGUGCCUACGCGGGCGCUGCUGCUGUCCGCCUACAUCAAGUUCAUCAACCUGUUCCCGGAGGUGAAGGGCACCAUCCAGGCGGUUCUGCGCUCAGACAGCCAGCUCCGCAACGCCGACGUGGAGCUGCAGCAGAGGGCCGUGGAGUACCUGAGGCUCAGCUGCAUCGCCACCACGGACAUCCUGGCCACCGUCUUGGAAGAAAUGCCUCCUUUUCCAGAGAGGGAGUCUUCCAUCCUGGCUAAGUUGAAGAAGAAGAAGGGACCCGGCAAUCUGCCCGGCAUCGACGACACGAGGCGCAACGUGAACGGCGCUACGGAACACUGCAACGGCGAGAACGGCGCCGCCGCCGCCACGUCCUCUCCUUCACUGAUGAUGGCGCCUCUCGCCAACAGGCCCCGUCCCGCCCACUCUGUUCCCAUCAUGCUCUCUGCCGGCACGAUGAACUCAGCGCAUCCCUUCAACGACCUGCUCAACCUGAACUCGCCCGCCGCCGCCGCCGCCAACUCCAGUCUGCUGGUGGACGUCUUCUCGGACGCCACGCCGGAGCCCGCCUCCGCCUUCGCCUCCCCGCCUGUGCCCGACGUCUCUGACGAGAGUUUCGGCAGGUUUGUGUGCAAGAACAACGGUGUCCUCUAUGAGAAUCACCUUUUGCAGAUUGGCCUGAAGUCCGAGUACCGGCAGAACCUGGGUCGCAUGUACGUGUUCUUUGGCAACAAGACGUCCAGCCAGUUCCUCGGCUUCUCCUCGUCGGUGACCAGUGACGACACACUCCAAACUCAUGUGAACGUCCACGCCAAGGCGGUGGAUCCCGUGAUCGAGGGUGGCGCUCAGGUUCAGCAAGUCCUCAACAUCGAAUGCGUGGCGGAGUUCAACGACGCCCCUCUACUCAACAUCCAGUUCAGGUACGGCGGCGCAGCACAAAACAUCUCCAUCAAACUCCCCGUGAUGCUCAACAAGUUCUUCCAACCGACGGAGAUGACGACCCAAGACUUCUUCCAACGCUGGAAGCAGCUCGGCCUCCCUCAGCAGGAAGUCCAGAAGAUCUUCAAGCCCAAACACCCGAUGGACACUGAAGUGACCAAGGCCAAGAUUUUAGGCUUUGGCGUGGCUCUGCUGGAGAGCGUGGAUCCCAACGCCGCAAACUUUGUCGGAGCUGGCGUGGUUCACACCAAAACCUCUCAGGUGGGAUGUCUUCUCAGGCUGGAGCCCAACACGCAAGCGCAGAUGUAUCGUUUGACUCUGCGGACCAGCCGUGACACCGUGUCUCAAAGACUUUGUGAUCUGCUCUCAGAUCAGUUCUAGAAGCUUCUUUGUACAGUGUAAAGUCUUUGUUUUUGUUUUUCCUCAAAACUAUUUUUGGCACAGACAGUGAGUGCCACCAGAAAGUAUUCACACCCCUUCACGUUUUCUACAUUUUGCUAUGUUACAGACUUAUUCAGCAUUAAGUAUUCACACCCUUUGCUAUGACAUCUGAUUUCCACUGAUCAUCCUUGAGAUGCUUCUAAAACUUGAAUGGUGCCCACCUGUGGUAAAUUCAGUCGAUUGAACAUCAUACAGCUGUCUACAGUGUAUAAGGUCUCAUAGUUGGCAGUGCAUAUCAGAGCAGAAACCAAGCAAUGACGUCUAAGGAAUUGUCUGCAGGCCUCCGAGAUCGGAUUGUGUCGAGGCACAAAUCCGGGGAAGAAUUUCAGCAACGUUGAAGGUCCCGAAAAGCACUGUGGUGGUCCCCAUUAUUUGGAAAUGGAAGAAGUUUGGAACCACCAGGGACCCUUCCUAGAUCCGGCCGUCCGACCGAGCUGACUAACCAACUGAAGAAGGGCCUCAGACAGACAGGUGAACAAGAACCCUACGGUCACUAAGGCGGAGCUCCAGUGUUCCCUUGCGGAGGUGGGAGAACCAUCCAGAAGGUCAACCAUUGCUAACGCACUCCACCAAUCAGGCCUUUAUGGUAGAGUGGCCACCUUAAGGAUUCUCAGACCUGCAGAAACAAAAUUCUCUGGUCUGGUGAAACGUUUUGGUCAACUUUUAGACCUGAAUUGCAAGUGUCAUAUCUGGAGAAGAAGAGGCACUGCUCAUCACCUGGCUAACACCUUCCCUACUGUGAAGCACGAUGGUGGCAGCAUCAUGCUGUGGGGCUGCUUUUCUACUGCAGGAACUGGAUGACGAGUCCGCAUAGAGGCUAAGAUGACAGCUGCCAAAUAUAGAGAAACUCUUCAAGAACUUGCUCCAGAGUGCUGUGGAACUCAGACUAGGGUGUCGAUUCACCUUCAAACACGACAAGGACCCAAAGCACCCAGCCAAGAUAACAAAGGAGUGGCUUCAGGAGCAGCCUGCGAUUGUCCUCGAGCGGCCCAGCCAGAGUCCGGACUGGAAAGACCUAGAAAUGGCUGUCUACUGGAACUACCCAUCCAACCUGACUGACCUUGAGAGGAUCUGCAGGGAAGAAAUGGGAGAAAAAGCAGGUGUGCCAAGCUCGCAGAGACAUACCCAAGAAGACGUGAGGGCAACAAAAUAUUACGCCAAGGGUGUGAAUACUUACGGGCCUAUUAUGUUUACAUGUUCAAUACAUUUGCACACGUCUGAAAAUAUUUUUACUUUUGUCAUUCUGGGAUAUUUGAUAUUUUAAAAGAAAACUACACUCAAAUCUUCUUUAGAAUAACUACAACAUAGCAAAAUGUGGGGAAAAAAGUGAAGGGGUGUGAAUACUUUCCGGUGGCAUUUUACCUUUACGGCCUUUGACUCGCAAAUGUCCACUUUUCCAAUGCGCCGACCUGUGGGCUGAGCACACUAUUAAAGUUUUUUUUUUUUUUUUUUAUUUAAUUAAAAUAAGGCUCUUGCCGUCUUGUCCCCAUUUUGCACGUGAGUACGAUGUUACCAUGGCGGCGGUGCUUUUAACACAUCGGCAGCGUUGUUGUUGUUUGCAGACUUUUAAAGCAACACGCGCACACACUUAGUACUGGAGCUCCCAAUGGUGCCUUUUACAUGAAACAAAGCACACUGCCUCACUACUUCUACCUGAAUGCAUUUCACAUGCCAGACACUCUAUGUUUCUAUUUUCUAAUCCUCGUCACUGCCUUAAGAGUGGUUUUGUUUGGAAAUAAACGCUUUGUCCUCUUAAA